Molecule: messenger RNA, 2562 nt
Organism: Babesia microti strain RI
Lineage: Eukaryota; Apicomplexa; Aconoidasida; Piroplasmida; Babesiidae
Product: translation initiation factor eIF-4F
Exons: 4
Coding region: 1-2562 (853 amino acids)
Cellular component (GO): eukaryotic translation initiation factor 4F complex
Molecular function (GO): protein binding; mRNA binding; translation initiation factor activity
Source: RefSeq, a predicted model, not a curated record
AUGGACAAGGGCGGCGGCGGCAAGGGACAGGGCCUAAAUAUAGGUACAAAAUCAUUCAAUCCCAACGCACCUGUCUUCAUCCCCUCCGCUUACAUUCAAACGCCUACCGUUCAUAGUGCCAGGAAAACCGACAAGAUCAAGUCGUCCAAGUCCAAAAAGAUACAUUCAAAAUCGAUUCCACAAUUUGCCUCCUCUCAUGUGGAAUCUAUCCCAUCUUCCAAGCUCUCUCAGUCACCACCCCCCCAACCACCAGCACAAAUACAAACACAAACUAAAACAGACGCCUCAACCCGCCCCAAUGAAAGCUGGCUUAAUACAAAUGCUCCUGAAUUCAUCCCAAGGCAAUACGACCCAUCCAGACUUUUCGAAGGUACCAAAGGUGGAUUCCACCACCCAUACUACCCCUACCCCUAUCCCUAUAGCUACCAGCAGCCCAUUCUUAUGACACCGCCCAUACCUCAGCACCAGUACACUAUAGUUUCCCAAGGAAAUGAAAGGCUUGAUCAAUUUUGCAUCUUCCAGCAACCAUACUCCAUGUGCCACCACUCUUCAGGUUCAACAGACAUUGUCAAUUCUCCAGAAAAACCUUCUGCCACUACCAGCAACGCCCCUCUUGUCUCUACCCAAAGCGACUUAACCGAUUCACAAUUAAAUUGUAUUAAAGGUGACUUAAACAGCGGAUCUGACGCGAAAGAGGACAUAACUGAUGCUCUGGAGCAGCUAUCGGUAAUAAAAUCUGAAGAGUCCAUAGAUACAGGCAGUGAUCUUCCCAUCCAAGAUGAUAAGUCAUCCCAGAUAAAAUUGGAUGAGCAACACAAUAUGCAUGAUGUUGCCCGGGCCACAGAAAGUACUGUUGAUAAUGAGGCUGAUACUGGAGCAAAAGACCCCCCAGAAGAAGUUUAUGAUUGUACAUUUGAUAUUUUAAAUAUGAUAGCAAUCGGGGCAAACUUGUACAGUAUGAAUUUGUUGAAGAAACCUUUCAAAUUCAUGGAUGCUAAAAUAACAAUGCAUGAUACCAAGAAGCACAGGGAUGAUACCAGAUCUUCUAGACAUGAUAAUUACGAAAGUAAGAAGCUUUCCGGCUUUUUCAGCUGUGAGAGGUACAGUGAGAUAGAUUUCGUGAGGCCGGUACAGGAGCAAUUGCCAAAGCCUUCUGAGACCAGUUGGGUUGCUAAUCAGAAACUCCAAAAGGCGGACGAUACAAUUGCACUUGUUAGAAAGGUUAAGGGGUUGCUAAACAGAUUGACCUAUGAAAAAUUCGACAUCAUUUAUACCCAGCUGAUCCAGAUUGGGGUAUUUACUAUGGAGCACUUGAGACUCCUAAUAGAUGUCGUAUUUGAUAAAGCAGUGACACAACAUCACUUUAUAUCAAUGUAUGGUGAGUUGUGUUCCAAGAUUAAAAAAGACAUUGUUAUUGAGGGGGAGGAGGCGUCGGAUGAAUCUGAAAAAAAUAAUAUUGUUAGAAGGUUGCUGUUGGAUAAGUGUCAAAACUCAUUCGAGUCAAAUUUGAAGCCCAUGGUCAUACCACCGGAUUUGAACGAGGAGGAGUCUUUUGAGGCUGAGCAAAAGUACAAACACAGGAUGAGAGGAAAUAUGAUGUUUGUUGGUGAGCUGCUGAAGCGGAAGAUCCUCGCCGCAAAGGUCCUAAUCGCAUGUCUUGACCAAGUAAUGCUUAAGCGGGCUGAGUGUAUUGUGGAUGGGGAUAUUGACCGUGGUAAUAAUCAUUUGGAGGCUAUGUGCACUCUUCUCCAGACCGUGGGCAAGAGCUUUGACACUUGUAAAUGGAAGCAUUUGCCUGACCUUGACAAGCACUUGGAAUCACUCAAGGUUAUUGGAAAAGAUGAUAGAGUAUCGUUUCGGAUUCGUUGCAUAAUCAAGAAUGUGUUGGAUUCUAGGAACGACAGGUGGGAGGAUAGAGGCGCGGCGAAGAAUGCAGAGAUCCCCUGCAAAUUGGAGGAAUUGCGAUCUAAGGUCCAGGCGGAAACAGAAAAGAUCGAUAGAUCUAGGGGCGCUAAGACGGACCGGGAUAACCGAGACAUUCAUAGAUUUGGCAGGGGGGUCAAAUAUGAGCGUACCCGUGUCUGUAAGACUGAUAGGGGGGAUGCAGAUGCUAAAGCUGCAGAGGCUGAAUUUUCCAUGUCUAAGGACGUAUUAAAGAGGAGGCUUAAAAGCAUAGUAUCUGAACUUGCAUUUUCUAGCGAUGUUAACGAGGCCAAUGAGUGUAUCGCCGAACUUAAGAUACCCGAUUCCAAACACAAGAUGAUGUUGGUGAUGUUGUUUGUCGGAAUCGUGGAAAACUGCGCCAAAGUAACAAUGCACAAGGAGAGGAGGGUGGUUCUUUCCUGGUUCAUUACUAUCGCACGAAACUCUCUGCAGCACAGCAUUGACGAAUUUUUGAAUGGGCAUGAUGAAGAGCAACACAACUAUUCCUAUCUGUUGGAAGAUUACCCUGUGCUCCCUACAAUCAUGGACGAAUUGUUCACUUACAUCAAGGACUCUGGUGCCGUCAAGGAGCAGGUGAUCGCCAACUGGCGUGACUCCAUUAAGAAUCUUAGCCUAUAA